Neomonachus schauinslandi (Hawaiian monk seal) is the source of this 1136-nucleotide messenger RNA. It is a transcript of the gene ARHGEF39, whose product is annotated as Rho guanine nucleotide exchange factor 39. Gene Ontology annotation, biological process: positive regulation of cell migration. Gene Ontology annotation, cellular component: plasma membrane. Lineage: Eukaryota; Metazoa; Chordata; Mammalia; Carnivora; Phocidae. The record is from RefSeq and is a predicted model, not a curated record. Bases 66 to 1073 code for a protein of 335 amino acids. The transcript is spliced from 9 exons. Gene Ontology annotation, molecular function: guanyl-nucleotide exchange factor activity.
CCGGAGCGGUUGGGAUUUGAAUCUCCGGCGGGCUGCGGCCGGAAGGAUCGACCCCUCAGCCCGGCAUGGAGAGGUCGGGCGCCAGCGGACGGUGCCCAGUGCAAGAGCAGCGUGCCCGUUGGGAGCGGAAACGCGCCUGCACUGCCCGGGAGCUGCUGGAGACCGAGCGGCGCUACCAGGAACAGCUGGGGCUGGUGGCCACGUAUUUCGUGGGGAUUCUGAGAGCCACAGGCACCCUGCGACCAGCAGAGCGCCAGGCCCUGUUUGGGCCCUGGGAACUCAUAUACGGCGCCAGCCAAGAGCUGCUUCCCUACCUCGAAGGAGGGCACUGGGGGCAGGGGCUGGAAAGCUUCUGCCCCCACCUGGAGCUCUACACUCAAUUUGCUGCCAACGCAGAGGUGUCCCGGACCACCCUGCAGGAGCAACUAAAGAAAAACAAACGUUUCCGGAGGUUUGUGCGACUUCAGGAAGGCCGCACUGAGUUUGGAAGCCUUCGUCUUCAGGAUCUGCUCCCUCUGCCUCUGCAGAGGCUCCAGCAAUAUGAGAAUCUUGUCAUGGCUUUGGCUGAAAACACAGGUCCCAACAGCUCUGACCACCAACAGCUCACACGGGCUGCCCGGCUGAUAAGUGAGACCGCCCAGAGAGUCCACAGCAUUGGUCAGAAACAGAAGAAUGACCAGCACCUCCGGCGUGUUCAGGGUUUGCUCAGUGGCCGCCAGGCAAAGGGGCUUACCUCAGGUCGCUGGUUCCUACGCCAGGGCUGGCUAUUGGUAGUGCCUCCCCAUGGGGAGCCUCGGCCCCGAAUGUUCUUCCUCUUCUCCGAUGUGCUCCUCAUGGCCAAACCUCGACCCCCACUGCACCUGCUGCAGAGUGGCACCUUUGCCUGCCGUGCCCUCUACCCCAUGGCCCAGUGUCAACUCCACAGGGUCUUUGGCCACUCAGGAGGCCCUUGUGGUGGACUGCUCAGCCUGUCCUUUCCCCAUGAGAAGCUACUGCUUAUGUGCACAGACCAGGAGGAGCUGUUGCGCUGGCACCACAGUUUGACUCUGGCCAUCAGCAGCCAGAAGAACUAGAAGAAUCUUAAAAUUCCAGAACCCAGGAUACCUGAGGGAUAGGUCAAAGUCAGCAGUACAGAG